CUACUUCCUCACCCAAAUCAGAAAAAGGUCGCCGCAUUCGUCAAAGCCGCUUCUAGCUCUAUAUUUCACCUCUCAGAAUUCUCCACGGCCUCGAUACCCUCCUCUCAGAUCCACCGUCACAGAAUCGUAUCCAGAUCUGUGAAUCGAAAUGACUGCUGCAGCAGCACCCUCAGGAUGGUACAAGGGAAGAGUGAAAGCUGUGCCUUCCGGGGAUUCUAUGGUGAUAAUGGCAGCUCAGAAGGCAGAUCUCAGUCCACCACCGGAGAAGACUAUCACAUUAUCAUACAUCAUUGCUCCUAGAUUGGCCCGUAGAGGUGGUAUUGAUGAACCAUUUGCAUGGGAUAGUAGAGAGUAUUUGAGGAAACUCUGCAUAGGAAAGGAGGUUAGCUUCAGAGCGGAUUACACUGUGUCAUCCAUAGGGAGGGAAUUUUGCUCUGUCUUCCUACAAGAUAAGAAUGUUACAUCAAUGGUUGUUGCUGAAGGCUGGGCAAAGGUUAGAGAACAAGGGCAACAGAAGGGAGAAGCAAGCCCUUUCUUAGCAGAAUUUCUACGUCUUGAGGAGCAAGCUAAGCAGCAAGGUUUAGGCCGAUGGAGCAAGCUACCUGGUGCUUCUGAGGCAUCAAUCAGGAAAUUACCUCCCUCUGCUGUAGGUGAUCCCAGUAACUUGGAUGCCAUGGGUCUCUUAUCUGCAAACAAGGGCAGGCCUAUGCAGGGCAUUGUUGAGCAAGUUCGUGAUGGAAGUACAGUCCGAGUUUAUUUGCUUCCAGAGUUUCAGUUUGUUCAGGUUUUUGUUGCCGGAAUCCAGUCCUCAUCCAUGGGAAGAAGGGGAGUUGCAGAUUCUGUUCUUGAGCCUGAAACAAGUUCCGAUGAACCAAACGGAGAAGUUUCUGCUAAAAUUCGUGUCCCUUUAACAUCAGCACAGAGAGUUGCAGCUUCUUCUGCAUCAUCAACUGAAAUUGCACCAGAUCCUUUUGGCAAGGAAGCUAAGCACUUCACAGAGACACGUGUUUUGAACAGAGAUGUACGCAUUGUUCUGGAGGGAGUUGACAAAUAUAGCAACCUAAUUGGUUCAGUGUAUUAUCCUGAUGGUGAUUCAGCAAAGGAUCUGGCACUGGAGCUUGUCCAAAAUGGUCUGGCUAAAUUUGUUGAUUGGAGCGCCAACAUGAUGGAGGAAGAUGCGAAAAGACGUUUGAAAUCAGCUGAACUUCAAGCAAAGAAAGAGAGGCUAAGGAUUUGGACAAACUAUGUGCCCCCAGCUACAAAUUCAAAGGCAAUCCAUGACCAGAAUUUUACAGGAAAAGUUGUGGAGGUUGUGAGUGGAGACUGCAUCAUUGUUGCUGAUGAUGCUGUCCCAUAUGGCAGUCCAUUGGCAGAACGACGAGUCAAUCUCUCAAGUAUCAGGUGUCCUAGGAUGGGUAAUCCUCGUAGAGAUGAAAAACCUGCUCCAUAUGCCCGUGAGGUUAAGGAGUUUCUUCGGACACGCCUUAUUGGUCGUCAGGUAAAUGUUUCAAUGGAAUAUUCAAGAAAGGUCGGCAUGGCUGAUGGAGUUGUUGCCACUGCUGGUGCAGCAGAUUCAAGGAUAAUGGAUUUUGGAUCAGUAUUCUUGGUAUCUCCAUCCAAUGUUGAGGGCGAUGUGGUCUCAUCUACUCUGCCCACUGCUGGCAGCCAGCAGGCUGGGGUAAAUAUUGCUGAGCUGCUGGUUGGACGUGGCUUUGGCACUGUCGUAAAGCACAGGGACUUUGAGGAAAGAUCCAAUUAUUAUGAUGCCCUCCUGGCAGCUGAAUCACGUGCCAUUGCUGGGAAGAAAGGAAUCCAUUCUGCAAAGGAUUCUCCAGUGAUGCAUAUUACAGACCUUGUAACGGCCUCAGCAAAGAAAGCAAAAGAUUUCUUGCCAUUUUUGCAACGAAGUAGAAGGCUUCCUGCUAUUGUGGAAUAUGUCCUUAGUGGUCAUCGGUUCAAACUGCUAAUUUCCAAGGAAACUUGCAGCAUUGCAUUUUCGUUCUCUGGUGUUAGAUGUCCUGGUCGUGAUGAACCAUAUUCAGAUGAAGCAAUUGCAUUGAUGAGAAGGAAGAUACUGCAGAGGGAUGUUGAGAUUGAAGUUGAAACAGUAGAUAGAACAGGGACAUUCUUGGGAUCUUUAUGGGAAUCAAAGACAAAUAUGGCUGUGGUACUUCUGGAAGCUGGACUGGCGAAACUUCAAACUACUUUUGGUGCUGACAGGAUGGCAGAUGCUCAUCUUCUUGCGAAGGCUGAGCAAUCAGCAAAACAACAGAAAUUGAAAAUAUGGGAGAAUUAUGUUGAGGGUCAAGAAAUUGCUAAUGCUUCAGGCACUGAGAACAGCAGACAGAAAGAAGUACUCCAGGUUGCCGUUACAGAAAUUUUGGAUGGUGGUAGAUUCUAUAUCCAACCAGUUGGAGAACAGAAAGUUGCCUCUAUCGAGCAGCAACUCGCGUCAUUGAAUCUUCAAGAAACUCCUUUAAUUGGCGCCUUUAAUCCUCGGAAGGGUGAUAUUGUUCUUGCUCAAUUUACUGCUGAUAAUUCUUGGAACCGAGCUAUGAUUGUCAAUGCACAACGAGGAGCUGUCCAAUCCCCAAAAGAUGAAUUUGAAGUUUUCUACAUUGACUAUGGGAAUCAAGAAGUAGUUCCUUAUGAUCGGUUACGUCCUCUUGAUCCUUCAGUAUCCUCCAUGCCUGGCCUGGCUCAGUUAUGCAGCCUAGCAUACAUAAAGGUUCCAAGCUUAGAGGAGGAUUUUGGGCAGGAAGCAGCUGAGUAUCUAAGUGAGCACACUCUUAAUAGUUCAAGAGAAUUGAGGGUAAUGAUAGAGGAAAGGGAUACUUCAGGAGGAAAGGCGAAAGGACAGGGAACCGGCACUGUCCUUAUCGUAACUUUGGUUGAUGUUGAGGCUGGUACAAGCAUCAAUGCAGCCAUGUUGAAGGAAGGGCUUGCAAGGUUGGAAAGAAAGAAGAGGCGGGACUCCAGAGAGAGACAGUCUGCCCUUGAUAACUUGGAAGAGUUCCAGGAAGCAGCAAAGAGCAAGCGACUGAACAUGUGGCAGUAUGGAGACAUCCAGUCUGAUGAUGAGGAAUCAACUAUGCCAGUUAAGAAUGCUGGUGGUCGGCGUUAGAUACCUAGUGUUGUGAUCUGAGAUUAGUUGUAAUUGCAGUCUCAUGUUCUCAGGGGAUUAGAACAGAAACCAUGCAGGUUAAAUUAAACUUUUGGAUGAGUUGCUUUUUCUCUUUUUGUUGGAAAAAUCCCCGGUUUUUAUUCAUUUUUUUUCUUCUAUUUGAAGUUGAGGAACAAUUUUUUAGACGUGUAUUAAUAAAACACACCAGCUCUAUCCAAUCUUCUGCUUGCCUCCUUGUGGAGGCAGCAGAGAUUUUUCUUA
This is a messenger RNA of Vitis vinifera (wine grape), 3385 nucleotides long. RefSeq names its product ribonuclease TUDOR 1. The transcript has 17 exons. Gene Ontology annotation, biological process: regulatory ncRNA-mediated gene silencing; mRNA catabolic process. The record is from RefSeq and is a predicted model, not a curated record. Bases 149 to 3124 code for a protein of 991 amino acids. Gene Ontology annotation, molecular function: nuclease activity; RNA binding. NCBI's taxonomy places the organism in Eukaryota, Viridiplantae, Streptophyta, Magnoliopsida, Vitales, Vitaceae. Gene Ontology annotation, cellular component: nucleus; cytosol; RISC complex.